Messenger RNA from Hyla sarda, 1745 nucleotides. RefSeq names its product thyroid hormone receptor interactor 13 (gene TRIP13). NCBI's taxonomy places the organism in Eukaryota, Metazoa, Chordata, Amphibia, Anura, Hylidae. Gene Ontology annotation, biological process: reciprocal meiotic recombination; meiotic recombination checkpoint signaling. Gene Ontology annotation, molecular function: ATP binding; ATP hydrolysis activity. The transcript is spliced from 14 exons. The record is from RefSeq and is a predicted model, not a curated record. Gene Ontology annotation, cellular component: chromosome; nucleus. Bases 157 to 1497 code for a protein of 446 amino acids.
UCCGGAUGAGGAACUAGAGCGCAGUCCCGCCCACACACACUUGCCUAGCUGGAAAGGAAACAGUGCGCCGCCAAAAUGGCCGCUCUCUAUAACCGUAACGUCUGACGUCAGACACAAGCAGAUUUCCCUCACAGACAAAGAAUCUAUCAAAGCAGGAUGGAUGAAGCAGCAGGGGAUCUAAAACAAGCUCUUCCAAAUUUCAAUGAUUCACUUCAAGUACACGUAGAAGUACAUCAAAAAUCCAGCAGCACAGCAAAGACUGAAAAUGUAACAGCUCAUGUGAUGCAGUUGUUAAACAGACACAGCAUUGUAUUUGGUGAUUAUACUUGGACAGAAUUUGAUGACCCUUUAUUGGUGAAAAAUGUGAAUUCUGUGGCUGUUGUCGAUACUGAGCUAAAACUGAAGGACAGAAAGCCCAUUGAUCUUGAAAAGUGCAAUAUAUGUAUUCAUGUAUUUCAACUGAAUGAAGAAGGACCAAGUGCGGAAAACUUGGAAGAUGAAAGCGAAGAGCUUGUGGCGGCUAACCACUGGCUUUUACCUGCUGUUGACUUUCAUCGGUUGUGGGAAAGUCUGAUAUAUGACAGUGAAAUUAAGUCAAAUCUUCUAGAUUAUGUUACAACAACACUGCUGUUUUCUGACAAAAAUGUUGACAGCAAUUUGAUUGCAUGGAACAGAGUCGUUCUUUUGCAUGGUAUACCCCUUAACAACCCUAUUUUUACGUGCCAUCCAUUAGGUCCACCUGGUACUGGGAAAACAUCACUUUGCAAAGCAUUGGCUCAAAAGCUGUCCAUCAGGUUGUCAAGCAGAUACAGAUAUGGUCAACUCGUGGAGAUUAAUAGCCACAGUCUCUUCUCAAAAUGGUUUUCAGAGAGUGGCAAGUUAGUAACAAAGAUGUUUCAGAAGAUUCACGAACUAAUAGAUGACAAGGAUGCAUUAGUGUUUGUGCUGAUAGAUGAGGUUGAAAGCCUUACUGCAGCACGAAGUGCAUCUAGUGCAGGCACUGAACCUUCCGAUGCUAUUCGUGUAGUGAAUGCUGUUCUCACUCAGAUAGACCACAUAAGAAGGUACCCUAACGUAGUUAUACUGACAACUUCGAACAUUACUGAGAAAAUAGAUUUGGCCUUUGUUGACAGAGCAGAUAUAAAACAAUACAUUGGCCCUCCAUCACCUGCUGCAAUUUUCAACAUUUACAUUUCUUGCAUAGAAGAACUUAUGAAGCGCCAGAUAAUUUAUCCCAGACAGCAACUUCUUACUUUAAGAGACUUGGAAAUGAUCGGCUAUGUGGAGAACAAUAUAUCUAAGCUUAGUUUAUUGCUUAAUGACAUUUCCAGAAAAAGUGAGGGUCUCAGUGGUAGAGUUCUUCGGAAACUUCCUUUUUUGGCACAUGCCCUUUUUAUACAAUCUCCUACAGUUACAGUAGAAAAAUUCCUUGAAGCUCUUUUACUGGCAGUGGAAAAGCAGUUUGAAGAAAGAAAAACCCUUAUGGAAAGUACCUGAAAACUAUUCUAAUAACCCAGAAGAAGACACUAUAAAAUCUUACAACAAUGACAUUUGAAAACUACUUUUUAAUAUAUUUUUGGUUACGAAUUUGUGUAUAAAGUGUUUAUUUCACUGUCUUUGUAUUAUUAUGUUUUAUGGUAGAAGUGGCAAAAAAUAUUACAGGUUAGAGUCAAAGCAUAUUGAAGAAGAUUUAUAAAAACUAGUAUAAAAUAAAGCUAUUGCACAUAACUACUAGCUUUUUUUUU